Dissoconium aciculare CBS 342.82 is the source of this 1156-nucleotide messenger RNA. RefSeq names its product transaldolase. Bases 112 to 1086 code for a protein of 324 amino acids. Lineage: Eukaryota; Fungi; Ascomycota; Dothideomycetes; Mycosphaerellales; Dissoconiaceae. Gene Ontology annotation, cellular component: cytoplasm; intracellular anatomical structure. The record is from RefSeq and is a predicted model, not a curated record. Gene Ontology annotation, biological process: carbohydrate metabolic process; pentose-phosphate shunt; pentose-phosphate shunt, non-oxidative branch. Gene Ontology annotation, molecular function: transaldolase activity. The transcript is spliced from 3 exons.
UCCCAACGACUCUUCUGUAAUAUUAUACACCUCCAAACAACCUCUUGGUUUGCAAACUCAACUUCAUUUAAGGUACCUGCGAAAAUCUUCAAAAUAUCCGAAUCAAUCACCAUGUCUUCCUCGCUUGAUCAGCUGAAGGCCACCGGCACCACCGUCGUCUGCGACUCUGGUGACUUCGCCACCAUUGGAAAAUACAAGCCACAAGAUGCCACCACCAACCCUUCCCUGAUCCUCGCUGCGGCCAAGAAGCCCGAGUACGCCAAGCUCAUCGACGAAGCCGUUGCCUACGGCAAGAAGCACGGAAAGGAUAUUGAUGCUCAGGUGGACGCGACCUUGGACAACCUCCUCGUGCAAUUCGGCAAGGAGAUUCUUCAGAUCGUUCCUGGCAAGGUUUCGACCGAAGUCGAUGCACGAUUUUCAUUCGACAAGCAAGCUAGCAUUGACAAGGCUCUCCACCUUAUCGAGCUAUACAAAGAGCUGGGUAUUGACAAGUCGCGAGUCCUGAUCAAGCUUGCCUCGACUUGGGAAGGUAUCCAAGCAGCACACAUUCUCCAAUCCGAGCACGGCAUCAACUGCAACCUUACCCUCAUGUUCUCCCUCGUUCAAGCUAUCGCUGCCGCUGAGGCCGGCGCUUACCUCAUCUCGCCGUUCGUUGGCCGCAUUCUCGACUGGUACAAGGCCAACACCAAGCAGGAGUACACCGCCGAGAAUGACCCUGGUGUGAAGUCCGUCCAGCAAAUCUUCAACUACUACAAGAAGUACGACUACAACACCAUUGUUAUGGGAGCUUCCUUCCGCAACAUUGGCGAGAUCACCGAGCUUGCUGGUUGCGACUACCUUACCAUUGCGCCUGCCCUUCUAGAGCAGCUCUACAACAGCCAAGACUCUGUCCCACAAAAGCUGAAGGCUGAUGGCGCCAAAUCUCUUGACAUCGAGAGGAAGAGCUACCUCAAGAACGAGGCUGAUUUCCGAUUCGACUUCAACGAGGACACCAUGGCCGUGCACAAGCUCUCUGAGGGUAUCAGCAAAUUCGCUGCUGACGCCGUCACCCUCAAGGAUAUCCUCAAGUCCAAGAUUCAGGCAUAGAAGGAGAGCUUCGCAUGUGUCGCGGAUGGCGACCGGGAGAUCGAGCAUACCAACACUCAAAAUUGAGACA